CUUCAUAACUCACGGUUUUAAGAUGGAAAGGUUUGAUACAACGACCAGCACUCUGUGGAAUGAUGCCUAUUUUGUUUCGAGGCUUUUCUAAUGUCUCGAGGCAUGUCAAUCAGUCGACGAAAUGGUGCCGCGCAAUAAAUGGUGCAAGGUUCAUGAGCAAGCGCAAAGCCAAGGCUCCUAAACCCUUUGAAUUAAUAUACCCUGAUGCUCCCACAAAGGAGCACUCCGAUCUCGCAUCCUUUUUAUCAUAUGUGGAACGUGUCAGCUUAAACAAAAGAUCUACGGUCUACAGAGGCACCCAUUACGAAUACACAGUCGCCGAUACACUAUCCCGGUAUGGCUUCGUCCUCAAACGCGUUGGGGGGCAGUCAGACCGUGGCAUGGAUCUUCUAGGAAUAUGGACGCUCCCCUCAACGACACAGACAUGUAAAGUGAUUCUUCAAUGCAAAGCGGGUGCUCGGAGUGCAAGCCCAAUGUACAUUCGGGAGCUCAAGGGCGCUAUGGCAGCAGCACCUCCGGGAUGGCGAGGCAAUGAUGUCCUGGGCCUCCUGGUGGGUGAGAAACCAGCUACGAAGGGUGUGCAGGGCGAGAUGCACUCUGCGGAUGUGGCGCUGGGUUAUGUGUGUUGUUCGAAGGAGGGAGAUGUCUUGCAACUGUUAUGGAAUAUCAAGGCUCAAGAGAUGGGUCUAGAUGGAGUUACAGUUGGCUUGAAGUAUGGAGAGGAUAAGAACAAGCUUGUGUUGAUGAGGAGAGGUGAAAUGUUACCUCUACUGGAGAAGGUAAAGACUGAGGAGGAAGACGUGGUGGUUGACGUGUCUGCCAUUGAGAUCGAGGGGUCACAGGGUUAGACGUGGAAUACAAUCAUGUAUUUUAUGUAUUCUAUGUAAUAUAUGGCACAUUUCGUUUAUAUGGUGGGUCAAAUGUUAAGCAAAGGGCAGUUAAUACUAUGUUAUCUCCCACAAGCAAUUAUGUUUAUACCGUCACAACUUCACGUUAAGACUGGGAACGCAAUAUAUAACAGAGUUAGCACG
Molecule: messenger RNA, 1031 nt
Organism: Fusarium redolens
Lineage: Eukaryota; Fungi; Ascomycota; Sordariomycetes; Hypocreales; Nectriaceae
Exons: 1
Coding region: 60-848 (262 amino acids)
Cellular component (GO): mitochondrion
Source: RefSeq, a predicted model, not a curated record